GGUGUCACGUGACGCGUGUCCAUGGCCGAGGGGAAGCGGCGGAGGAGUCGGAGGAAACCUUUCUAUUGUGCCUGGUCUCUGGAAUGGCAUCUGACAAAAUGCAUCCAUUUGGGAGAGAGGAAGAGGACUCAUUGGAGAGGCUUUUCGUGUUCUUCUGCGAAAGCAUACGUCAAGGACAGUGGGACCUGGCACUGGCCUGUAUACCUCAACUGAGGCAAUGGCAAGGUGAUGGAGCAGAGCAAGUGAAGGAAAUCCUUCAGGCUAUAGUAGCCUGUCCUUACAAGCUAAGGUGGGAGUCCACUUCUAGUCCUCACCAUCUUGCCUGGUUGUGGCUACGAGAGGUGGAACGAUGGUGGCCACAAGAUCAGAUGCUGCUUCCGUCAUUUGCCAGGGGAAAGAUUGAAUUUUUUCUUCUUCUGGAACAGUUGCAACCUGAGAUUUCACAAGAUAUAAUAAAGGAGCUGUAUGGUGCCUUUUUGAAUAGUCAUAACCUGGAAAAGAAAGGGGAUUGCUCUCAACUAAGUCUGGAGGCAUUGUCCUUCCUGUGGCACCUAUUGCGCAGUCGUCCUCGCCUCAUGCAGGCUGUGGUUGCUUACUUACUGAUUGAAAACCCAAACAGCGUUGGCGUAGAAUACAAUUACACACUGCAGAAACAAUUUGUUGACUUCUUGAGGGAUGCCCUGUGUUCUCUGAAGGAGCCUGAAGGUGGUUCUGCCUCGGGUGGACGUGAAUGGACUGUGAAACAAAUCUAUUCGGUUGUAUCUGUGCUUACUUUCAAUGUGGAAAAGCAGUUGUGUGAACUCCGACAGUUAUGUGAAGAGCUCUAUGAUGCUGUAUGUACAGUAGAGUAUGGAUUGAGUGAAGAGCGAUUACUUGGUUGUAUGCUGCGGAACCAAGAUCAGGCUCUGAUCAGUUUGUACACUACUGUAGCUACUGACAAGAGGAAAGAGAAGUUCCUGACACAGAUGCCAACUGAAAAAGUUUCUCUUGAAGUAUCAGAAGCUGAAAAGAUGACACUGGCAUUAUUUACAGACUCUGAGGAACUUUCUGCCUGGAAGACAGCUUACUUCUACUGUACAAGCAACAGUAAGCACUUCCUGGAGCAGGUUCUGAUCACUGGUCUGGGAUUAAUAAAACGUGAGAAUUACUGCACUUUAAGCGAACUGCUGAAGCGGACGUUUAAGCCCCUUGCACGUCUGCUGGUGUUGCUGGGAUGGACCUGCUGCCGAAGUCUUGAAUCGGCACAGUCUCUGCUGCGCACCCUCCAUGAAGGCAAGGAGCUGUGUUAUGAUGUUGUACUGCAAGACUUCUGUAGUGCACUUUCUACUCACACCGAGGUCCUUGAAUGGUGUUUGAAACAGAACAGCAACAGCGUACGUAAUGAGGAGUUUAUUCAGCACCUGUACAGUGUGGAUUGCCAUUCUGCUUUGUACAGUUUAAAUCGCCUUACCAACCUUCCUGCAUUGAAAGUGAAAGAUGUCACUGCCCUUCUUCAGAAACAGCCAGCUAAUUUCAAUGGUGAUAAUAGAUCACUUGCCAUGAUUCAGAGAAGGAACUUAACGCUCUAUCAAGCAUUUAGUGCCAUCAAAUAUGCCAUAUACUCACUUUGUGUUAAUGCUCAUGAAGGGUCACAGUGCAUAGACUGCCCGUAUUCCUCACUGGAUACAGCUGUUGAAGAUGCUUUGCUUGACAAGGAGUUAAUGAACGAUCAGCUCUCCAGUUCAGGCUGUUCCAGAGUUUUCAAACUCUACUUCAUCAAGUGCCAGGCUUUCCUACGUGUGAUCCCAGCUCCUUUCCGCUUAGAGGUAUUGGAGAACAUCUUCUCUUUGCUGUUCUUGACCUACAGUGACCUAUGUGGAGAUAAAAUAAGGACCGAAGGACAAUUUGGCUUUGAGGAAGAGGGGGAGACUGAACAAAUCCAAACAUUUGAGAGCAGCACAGAGCACCCAGAACAAACAGAAGGACGUACGGUAAAUGUUGCCUCCAGUUGUGAGGGCACCCGGACAGAUUUGGAAGAGUGUAUGCUGCAAAGGAGCUCUAGAGUUCUCUACAAUGGCUCAAUACUGAAUCAGAAGACAGCAAAGCCUGAAUCAAAAGUCACUGGAUCUGAAUCAGAGAGCCUGGAAUAUCUAGAUCUGAAGCAUUUUGUGACCAGCACAAAGAGUGGGAGUGACGUUUUAGUGGAUGAAGUGACGAUGAGCAUAUUCCUGGAGAUGAUCGAGGGCCACCUAGUGGAAAUGAAGUGCCAAACUCCCCAGUUCUCUGGAAUGGUGCCUGGGGAGGAUGUGCAGCUCAUGGAAUGUCUGAGCUGUUCGAUUAGCGUAGAUGCCUUUGAGAACCGCCUGGCACAGCUUUCCAGGUACAUCUCUGAAGCCCUGUGGAGGUACAAAGUCGUGAUGAGCAACAAAACUGCAGAGGGAGAACUUUAUUGUUCGACUAAAAAAUACCCUGUUCCAUCACAACCCCCUGCUUCAAAGAGGAGAAGCAGAGCACGAAGAAAGAGGACAGAAUGCAGCAAUGGUUCCCAUCUAACAGUGGAGAGUAUGAGUGGAGAUUUAAGUCCCAGCACCUCAGAUGGGAGUGUUGGAAACCUGGUCGGCACAACUGAACAGGGCUGUAGGUCUCCAGAUCAAAAGCGAAAGCUUCUAAUACCAUUGAUGUUGGCUCCGCCAGAGUCUCUUCUGAUUUCCUGUAUCCUGCGAGGAAACUUUACCCAAGCACAUCAGGUUGCACUGAUGUUCAAUAUGCAGUCUGCCUGCUGCUACGGUGAAUUGGUAUUUAUGGAACGCUAUCAACAAGUAAUCAGUGAACUCGCCAAAGUAGAACAGAAAAUGGAGAACACAACGACAGAUAACCGCAAGCUAAGUGGAGGCGGCCGGUUUACACUUCAAGCCAUCGGCAACGCUGCAGCAGCAGGUAUGGUGUUUUACUCCAUUUCUGAUGUUGUGGAUAAGCUGAUUAAUUCAUCUGAAGGUGCUAAUUCAGCACUGCUUGAGGAUUUCUGGAAGAGUAAAUUACAGAUUGAACCGAGUGAUCCUCUCCGUGAGCUACUGGAGGACCUCAGUGCUGCUGCUAUGGCUGUCUUUGACCUUGCUUGCACCCAGUGUCAGCUGUGGAAGACCUGCAAACAGCUGCUGGAGACAGCAGAAAGGAGACUCAUGGCUACUUUUGAGACAAAAGGUCGAAAGAUUGAUUCUGUUCGGUGCUACCCAGAUGGAAUUCAAGGUUUUCCUGCCGUCCUUCAGCAAAUAAGUAAAAUUCUAAACUGUUCCCACAGUUCACGAGGACCAUCCAAACCUGAGACUGAGGAGAGAGCUGCCAGACAGUAUAACUGCAGUAUAACCGAGCUCCUGCUAACACGGUACCCAGUACUGACUGAGGACUGCAUCACAAGCCACCUUAUCUUGUCACAGUGUUUGGAGAACAUCAUGAAGAAGUUAGAAGCAGCAAUGGAGCCCACUGAGAUAAAGGGAAAUAUACUCACCUGCCUCAUGGAACAAACAAGUGUCCGAUCCCAGGAUUCAGAAGGGCAUCCAGUCCGCAAUCAAAUGAAGCAGCUGUUGAAGAACCUGGAUCAGCAGAUCCAGACUAUGAAAGAUAACCACAUCAGGGCAGACUAUGUGCGGAGCCUGUUUGACUAUAUCAAUACACUAGCAGCAAUACUUGUUCGGAGUAUGAAUCGAGAUCUGGAUCAAUCUGCAGAGGUAAAAGUGGGAAAUCCCUUCUUGGUUCUUCGACAAACUCCCUCACAGCUCUUAGCACAUUUGCUUUUUGAGAAGCCGGCGUCACCUGACAGGUUGUUCUGUUUGCUGCAAAAGGAAGAACUGAACUUAAAUAUACAGAAGAUCAUUGUUAGCUGCUGCUGUGAGCAUCUGCCUCUGUGGAACACUAAAAAAUUUGGCCAGUGCCCAGCUUUUCUUGCUGAAGUCACUGAACUGAUUGAAAAACACACCAAGGACUGUCUGCCUCAUUUGGGAAUUGAGUUUCCGAGCUUGUUCCAGCAGACAGAAGAAAAUGUGAAAGAAGAAUCCCGAGCAAUUUUGCCAGGUUCCUUGGGUCCGUAUUCUUUGAUUCCCUCUGCACUGAGUUUCCUGAAGUCACGCUCAAAGUUGCUGGCCGUCGUUGUCUGCCUGACUGCUACCCGUGGUCAAAAGGCAUUGAAACAGAAUCUGUCAUGGAAGGAACGCCUGAGUGGUCGCACGGAGACCCCAUUUGACAUGGAACAAAUCUCCAAGGAAUGUGAACAGUUGAUGAAGGAGUUUCCUGUGCUGGAACACUUUCUCGCUGCAAUGGCUGAACCCCUUCAAAGGAGCCAGGAAGAAAACAACAGUCUUGUCAGUUCUCUGUGUGGUAACCCAUAUAUCACUCUCAUGUUGUCAGGCCUCCACUCCAAAGCGGCUGUCAACACACUCAUUGAAGGUUUCAGGCAGGUUCUGUCUGACCAAGACUGGCCUCGUGCAUUGAGGAUUCUUGAUGUGUAUGGUGAAGAGAUUGCAGAAUUUGAGCAUCUCAAAGAUAUUUUGCUCAGCUGUGCUGCUGUACAAAGUGAGGAAGGUUGGAAGUAUCAUUUCCGUGUACAAAAUGCUGUUCUCAGAGGUAAACUGACUCUCUGUUGCUUGGAGAAGUGGCCCCUUGAUGCUUGCCUGGAGGUUCUGUCGUACUGCCUGAGUGAUCCUGGUACAGAUGAGGGUGAAUUGAAAUCAGAGCUGCACACAAAGAGAAAGGAGUUACAGGUUUAUGAGAAGGUCCUUAGCCUGAAGUCUUUGUUGCUAUGCUCCAGCUGGCAAGAAUUGCAGAAUGAAUCCAGUGAGAACCCGCAAACUGUAAUGGAUGUGAUUUUGAGAGCUGGGGAGUUUGAGCUUUGUGAGUCUUGGGUGCAACUGCACCCUGUUUCAACAUACUUCACAAUGAAACUUCAAUGUGAAUACCUUCUUCACCUACUUGAGCAAGGAGAUGGGGAGAGAGCAUUCCAGCUCUUGCAGGGAAUAUCUGAUCAUGAGAUCUGCCGAGCUGUGUGUGAACAGGCUCUAGACCAGCAUCCAGGACUAGCUACUCGUCAUUUUCUGGCUAAUUACCUUACCACGCACUUUCACAAGAGCCUGUCUGCUGCUCGGUGCCAUGAAAUACAGGCCAUGCGCAUAGGAUCAAAGUUGUUGCUGACGUUACCAGAAUCGGCCCGCGACAAAUAUUCGCACCUGUCCUCCAACCCGCUGCUGAUGCUGGAACAGCUUCUCAUGAACCUGAAAGUGGAUUGGGCCACAGUGGCUGUCCGGAUACUUCAUCAUCUCCUUGUGGGGCAAGAAGCUGGCUUUGCCAUGAAAGAUAUCGAUGCUCUCCUUUCCAAGUAUGCAGCCAAGGCACUUGAAGUCCCAUAUGCAGUGCGAGAGAAAACUCGAUCCGAUUCCGUAAUUAACCUGCAAGAUUUGCUCACUCAGAGUGCCGGACCAGAAAACCUGACUAUAUUAUCCAGCACUGAGAGAAAGGCCAGUGUAACAUCUGGUAACUCAUCCCUCCAAGGACCUCCAAUUCUACAGGAAUGUUUGUUACGAAGAUCUACGUCAGUCAGUGAAUUUGUUCCUCCUGAAAUACCGCCUGCUAAGGAUGACUGGGUGCCUGAUGAUGAUGCAGUGCUCUGCAUGGUCUGUUGGAAGGAGAGGUUUACGAUGUUCAAUCGGCGGCAUCACUGCAGACGUUGUGGUCGUGUUGUUUGCAAUUCCUGUUCAAUCAACAAAAUGGUGGUUGAAGACUGUAGAGAGAACCCUGCACGAGUUUGUGACCAGUGCUACAGCUACUAUCAUAAGAAGGAAAGGGAGGGAGACCCAGACCAAAGCGAAGAUGUGAACGGCAAUGACGGUGGCUUGGAUUUUGCAGCAGCUUUGCAGAAUCCCCUGGUGGCAGAGAACCCUUGGUGUCUAACUCUGAAUGAAAGUGAAAAUGAGAAUGAGCGCAGUGAGUUUUUCUAUGAACAGGCUCCCAGCGCUUCUUUGUGUAUUGCCAUUUUCAAUCUGCACAGUGAUAGUAUGGUUUGUGGCCAUCAGCUGAUCGAUCACUGCAGCAAGCUUUCACGAGCACUAACUAACCCGGAAAUGGAUGCCUGUCUCUUAAUGGACAUCAUGAAGCAGCUCCUCUUCAGUGCAAAGAUGAUGUUUGUGAAAGCCGGCAGGAGCCAAGACUUGGCACUUUGUGAUAGUUAUAUCAGCAAAGUGGAUGUGGUGAAGAUUCUUGUUGCUGCUAACUACCAGGAAGUGCCCUCCCUCGAGCAAAUCCUCAAACCAGCAGCAAUAACCAGACUAAGAAAUAAGCUUUUAGAAACCGAGUAUUAUGCACUGGCUGUUGAGGUUUCAACUAAAAGCGGACUGGAUCCAGGCGGAGUAUGGCAUGCCUGGGGCUUAGCUUGCCUUAAAGCUGGAAACUUAUCUGCAGCUCGGGAGAAAUUCAGUCGAUGCUUGAAGCCACCAUUAGAUCGAAAUCAGUUGACUCUUGGCCCUCCACUGCUGAAGGAAAUAGUGCAGCAUCUGGAGACCUGUGUUAAACCAGUCCUGACUGCGCUAGAUGAUGACAUCCUUGCCUCACUCCGAGAACUGGAGGCCACUUUAAACGUCGAUGGGUUCGGCCUAGAAAUCGUUGGGGAUGGAAAGCUAAAGCAAAAAGUCUUCUACCAGGAAUGCCUGUUCUACCUGCAGAUGUAUGGACCUAAUCUGGCCAUCAUUUGCUUUUAUAUGAGACAUAACUGCAUGAGAGAAGCAUUGCAGCACUUGUUGGAUAAGGAGUGCCCCGAUGAAGUGUUCAUUGAUGGGAUUUUUGUACCAAGUUAUGAAACUGGAAAACUGCACUUUUUGGAAAACUUAAUGGAAAAUAUGGAUUCAAGUCUGGAGAGUUGGAGCAGCUACCUCAUUGCAUCCUGCAAACAUUUACAGACCAGAGGUUUCUUCAACAUCUUGUACGAUUUGCAGCGUUUUAUGAAGGACCACAUGCGGUCGGCCAUGACUUGCAUUAGAUUUUUCAGUCAUAAAGCAGAUUCGUAUAGUGCUCUGGGGGCUAAGCAAGCCUGGCUGAUCGAGGCAAAAGGUCACCUGAAGACGUAUCUUCAGGAAGUGUCCAGCAGGUCGUCAGUACGAAAGAAAACCGUAAACUCUUUUCGUAAGAAAAUGUCUGCGGCAGAUGUUUCAAGAUACAUCAACACGAUUGAGUUGCAGAUUGAAGUGACCAAGUUCUUGCAUCGUUGUGAAAGCUCAGCAACAUCUAGAAUUACUGGACCCCCUGUCAGUCUCUUUGGGAAUAACAACAUGAAGAUGGCCGUUGCAUGCAAGGUUCUGCUCGGAGGCAAAAAUAUUGAAGAAGGUUUUGGAAUUUCUUUCAGAAUCAUACAGGACUUCCAGCUGGAUGCAGCUGCUGUGUAUAACAAAGCUGCGAAACACCUUCUACACGAACGUCAGUUCUGUCAGAUCAGACAGCUGUUGAAAUGUGUUCGAGAGUCAGGAGUGGCCAGCAGCGAGGACACUGAUCACCUCCUCAUCCGCUUCAUUGAAGGAGGUGACCAACAGCUUUCUCAGUCUAAAGAACUGGAAAAACUGAUUUUGGAAAUGAAAAGCGAUGAAAAUAAGAUCAAGGCUUUCAUGAUUUGUAAUAAGUACCGCUCAGCUUACCUGGUUGCUGUGAAGUUUGAACCUCCGCGAGCAGCACAAGUCAUACAGGAGGUGUUGGAGGCCGCCGAGAGAGCGGAGGAUGAUCUGAUACCGAAGAUUUGUAGAGACUGGCUGAAAGCACACCAGCCUAAGAUGCUGCCUCAAAAACCCCACAGCGUGCUCAAAUAAAGUGCAACCGGAGGACGAUGAGGCACAUGGGAACAUAAUUGCUACUGCAAAUGUUCUUAUAAAAUCUUGGCAGAUUCAACUGAAAAGGGUGAGGAUAAAGUGGCAAUAAUUCCUUGGGACAGUCAUUCCGUGAUCGGUACGUUUCCUGCUGAGAGGAAACAGAAUGAGAUUUUUUACUAGUCAAACUUUGCAUUUUGUUGUAGUUCCUUCUCAGUGCCUAUCUGCAGUGGCUCUGACCCUGUUGGUUUGAGGUUGGUUUGAAUUGUGACCUUGCUUCUUUUAUACUGUAGCCAAUUGCAAUCAGGCUGAGCCACAGUAGGAGCUCUGCAGCAAGAUAUCACCAAUAACAGCAGUAUUAUGAGCUCAAGGUCAGCAAGCGGGUUCUACUGGCAACUGACACUCACGCUUUAUGAAGGUGUAAAUUUAUAAUAGAUUAUCUGAGGAUUGCAAUUGAGAUUUGCCAGCACAAGUGAACAUUGGCUGCCGCGUUCGCCCACAAAUAUUUAUAGUCAAAUUCAC
Callorhinchus milii (elephant shark) is the source of this 8333-nucleotide messenger RNA. RefSeq names its product zinc finger, FYVE domain containing 26 (gene zfyve26). Bases 84 to 7814 code for a protein of 2576 amino acids. The transcript has 42 exons. Gene Ontology annotation, molecular function: metal ion binding; phosphatidylinositol-3-phosphate binding. Gene Ontology annotation, biological process: mitotic cytokinesis; double-strand break repair via homologous recombination; regulation of cytokinesis. Gene Ontology annotation, cellular component: lysosomal membrane; centrosome; midbody. NCBI's taxonomy places the organism in Eukaryota, Metazoa, Chordata, Chondrichthyes, Chimaeriformes, Callorhinchidae. The record is from RefSeq and is a predicted model, not a curated record.